Molecule: messenger RNA, 1333 nt
Organism: Ananas comosus (pineapple)
Lineage: Eukaryota; Viridiplantae; Streptophyta; Magnoliopsida; Poales; Bromeliaceae
Product: protein CMSS1
Exons: 6
Coding region: 52-987 (311 amino acids)
Cellular component (GO): nucleus; 90S preribosome
Source: RefSeq, a predicted model, not a curated record
GCUCGUUUCCACCCCUUACUUGAGGCUAAGAGAGGGAACGAAGCGUCAACAAUGGCGAGAGAGCGACCCAAAACGCGCACGAGGAAGAUGACGAAGAAGACGAAGAACCCUAGAGAGCGCUCCAAAUCCAAACCCCUCUCCUCUCUCGAUCCCCUCAUCGCGAAGACGAAGACGAAGACGAAGACGAAUAAGAGGAAGAAGGGAAGGAUCGCAAACCCUAAUCUCCUCCCCCUCCGCGAGAACGAAACCCUAGUCGAGGAGCCUGCGGAGGGGACGGAGACGAAGAAGAAGAAGGAGGAGAGCGGCGGCGGCGACUUCUCCCUCAUCUCCGCCGCGCCCGCGGAGCAGCAGCUCCGGUUCUUCCUCCACUGGUUCCAGUCCGGGGCUAAGAUGAAGCUCUCGCCGCUCGAGAUUGAGGCCUACAAUGAUAAUUGCAUGGUUGAGCUGGCCGAGGGUGUGGACCAGAAUGUCGAUAAUUUUAGUGAGCAUGUUAAGGGAGCUUUUGGCACGCCAUGGAAAGAAGCUCUCUGUGAGGGGAAGCUCUCAGAGGGCUCAGUUGAUGCAGGGAGUCCAGCAUUACUUGUAAUAAGCACAUCUGCUUUGAGAUCGCUGGAGCUUCUCAGGGGCUUGAAACCAUUUACAAGAGAUUGCCGUGCAGUGAAGCUUUUUGCAAAGCACAUGAAAGUGGAAGAGCAGGUCACGUCGCUGAAGGGUCGAGUAAAUAUUGCUAGUGGUACUCCAAGCAGGAUCAAGAAGCUAAUAGACUUGGAAGCCAUGUCAUUAUCGCGCCUACAAGUCGUUGUGCUCGACAUGCAAAGAGAUGCCAAGUCUUUCUCCUUAUUCACACUCCCGCAAGUCAGCACCGAAUUCUGGGACUUGUAUCGGAGUCAUCUGGAGCCUAAGGUUCUUUGCGGUGACACGAGGAUCUGUUUCUAUGGCGCGGUACGGAAGAAGGACGUAAACAAAGCACUCGCAUCAGCUGAGUAGUUAUCGACGAGUACAAUCAUGAUCACAGUAUCGAGAGCGGCGCAUCAAAUCCAUAUCGGUAAUCGACAAACACUGUAAAAUCUUUUCUUGAGCAUGUUUUGUUUUAUUUAAUUUAAUUGUUCUUAAGUGAAGAGAAGAAGAAAACGAAAUUAAGCAUCGGUUGUUGUGGUAACUUUCUUAGGCUUGUAACCUGAAUGUUGCUGAACUCAAGUCUCAAUCAUAGAAGACCCCCCCAACUAUAGGCAAUUUUGAAAUAGCUCCCUAACAAUUUCUCUCUUAUGGGACACUAAUUUUUAUUUAUUUUUAUUUCAGGUAAAAUUUUAGUCAAUUGAAUGUUUUGUUAAAA